UAAAAUAUUCGUAAUUCUUGUCUAUUCUAUGUGUUGUUUCUGCGCUGAUCAUGUAUCGGAAAUUACGAGCGAAAUAUUCGACAUCGCAUAUAAGACAAAGAUAAUUUCCAGCGGAACAACGUUCAAAAAUUUAACAGUUUUCUCCAAAAUAUCCUGUGCCCAAUCAUGUUCCACAGAGACUAACUGCUGUUCGGCAAGUUAUGACAAUAAAACAAAUGAAUGUCAACUGGAUUACCUUCACCAGCCUUAUACAGAACAAUCGGAGAGCGGAUUACUAAUAAAAAAGAUGGAAAUAACAGGACAACCCCCGAUAAUGUGCUCAACGAGGAAUGAUUGCAACGAAUUACCAAGUGGGACUGCUGAAGGAGUUUACACCAUCAACCCCCCUGCCAGGGGUGUGGUCAAUGUUUACUGUGAAGCAGCUGGUUGGACGGUUAUUCAACGACGUCUUGAUGGAGCAAUAGAUUUUUACAGAGACUGGGCCGAUUACAAAAAUGGAUUUGGUGAUGUUGCUGGCGAAUACUGGUUAGGUAAUGACAAUAUCCAUACGAUUGUAUCAAGGAGACCAUACACUCUUAGAAUUGACCUUGAGAAUUUUUCAGGCGAGACACGUUACGCCGAGUACACAACUUUCCAAGUUGGGGAUGAAAGUAGCAACUAUCUCCUGAAUAUAGGAGGAUACAGCGGAACUGCAGGUGAUUUAAUGGAUCACAGUAAUGGUUACGGGUUCAGUACGACUGAUAGAGACAAUGAUGGUCAUUCUGGUGGAGUGUGCACCGAGAUGAGACAUGGCUGUUUUUGGUAUGACUAUUGUACCAUGGCAAAUCUGAAUGGGGUAUACUAUCCAGGAGGAAAUGUUGGAUCCAAUCAAAACGAUAUUUUCGUUUGGAGUUGGGUCUUUGGACAUACCAAUCCAAUGAAGACAGUUGUUAUGAAAAUAAAAUAAAAAUUAGAUGAAAAUUAAAUGAAAAUAGAAUUGAAGUAAUCUGUGAAUGAUGACACUGUUUCGGAUUUAGUGUAACAUCGUCACAUUAUUUUCAAAAAUGUGUUUGCUUCAAAAUGUUAUAGUUAUCAGUUAUUCAAAGUUAACAGUAGACUGUCCAUCAAAAUUAUUACAUGUAUGAGGGAUAUAAUCGUUGUUUGGCUAAGUAAUGUUUAUUUAUAUAAUUUACUUCUAUUUUUGGUUUUUUAAUCAAGGUAGGCAUUUUAAAACAAGUUUUGACUUUAGUUUGUGUUUAAAACAAUGAGUGUGAACAUGUAAAUUGAAAUACCAAAAAACUUUGUAUACGUAUGCUGUCCUUAUGAAAACAAAUAGUCGCAUUGGUUUAAUUAAACUUACAUCUUUUGAGA
Messenger RNA from Mytilus californianus (California mussel), 1350 nucleotides. RefSeq names its product fibrinogen-like protein A. The coding region runs from base 29 to 946 and encodes 305 amino acids. The transcript has 5 exons. The record is from RefSeq and is a predicted model, not a curated record. Lineage: Eukaryota; Metazoa; Mollusca; Bivalvia; Mytilida; Mytilidae.